This is a messenger RNA of Pecten maximus, 973 nucleotides long. Its product is annotated as complement C1q-like protein 2. Gene Ontology annotation, molecular function: protein binding. Bases 103 to 909 code for a protein of 268 amino acids. The transcript has 2 exons. The record is from RefSeq and is a predicted model, not a curated record. Lineage: Eukaryota; Metazoa; Mollusca; Bivalvia; Pectinida; Pectinidae.
UCAUGUUAUACAGUACAUAUAUACGUACAUAUAGAUGUUAUUUUAUUUGUGUUUUGUAGGUCGUCAGUGGGAGAUGACAUAUUGGGAAGUAUCUUAAGGAAAAUGGACGAACAGGAAGCCAGAAUUCUACGACUGGAAACAAUGUUGUCAGAAAAUGUCGGGGCAUUGAGAAACAAAGACAACCAGAUUCAAAAUCUGAAGAUGCGUGUAGCUGAUCUGGAAUCUAAAAUGAGACCAGAAAAGUCAAUAAGAAAGGAGCGGUCUCUAGCCAACCCUACCAGGAGUGACCAACAGACCCAAUCUGACACUGUGGCUAACCGUUUGAAUGUGAACACAACUGUGGCUAACGGGACAAACAAUGGAAAUGUCAAUAAUCAUGGGCAUCAACAAGAAUCUUCUCAUGACGAAAUCUACACUGUAAAAUCUCAGGGAGAACAACAAAAAACAGAAACCAGUGGAUCUACUGAACCUAGGACAUGGUCGAAUCGGGUCGGCCCUGCAAUCCAGCAUAACAACGUAGCCUUUAGUGUAUCAAUGUCUGGCGACACCUACCUUCAAGCGCACGAAAUACUUCUGUACAACAAGGUCAUCGUUGACAACACCAACAUGUUCAAUACCAGAACCGGGAUGUUUCUUGUUCCCGUCAGUGGGGUUUACGUGUUCACGUGGUCAAGCACCAGUGGACACUAUGGUGCUGGUGCUGUAUGGACGUCUCUCAGAAUUGAUGGUGUAUCAAAGUGUGCUACGUUUGCUGAUUCGUUUACUGGUGCCGACUAUGAGAGCAGUACUGGUCUUAUAGUGAUAAAUGUUAAUCAAGGCGUAUCUGUUUAUAUCAGAGCAGAAGGACACGGGAAUAUGUUGAGCAAUAACUAUACCCUAUCGACAUUCUCUGGUUGGCGAUUGUUCUAAAUAUACCCUUUUAAAUAAGGCAAACCAAUGAAAUUAAACGUCAAAAAACAUCAUUGAUCACAAA